Molecule: messenger RNA, 2013 nt
Organism: Orbilia oligospora ATCC 24927
Lineage: Eukaryota; Fungi; Ascomycota; Orbiliomycetes; Orbiliales; Orbiliaceae
Exons: 3
Coding region: 1-2013 (670 amino acids)
Biological process (GO): regulation of DNA-templated transcription
Cellular component (GO): Rpd3L complex; Rpd3L-Expanded complex; nucleus
Source: RefSeq, a predicted model, not a curated record
AUGGCUGGCACUAACCCUCGACGGCCGCCCCAGUUCUACCCGGGCCUGGCAGCUUUCACGGAUGCCAUCGAGGCCCUCCCCCAAGAAACCAUCAGACAUUUUACUCUGUUGAGAGAGGUCGAUGCCAAAGCUUCCGGCCCCGAGGAUUUGCUUCGCAACUUUAUCAAAAAUGCAUUGAGCAUUCCACCUCCGUUACAGGCUCCGCCUAAGGCCGAACCCAUCACCGAACCCGUUCGGGUUUUAGACGAUCAAAGCCAUCCCGAUAAGCUGCUAUCCAACAACAACAACAACAACAACAACAACAACAACAACAACACCAACACCAGCACCAGCAGCACCAGCAGCACCAGCAGCAACCUAUCCGACAACAAUCAGUCCAAUGAGCAUGUAAAACGGUCGCGUUUACACGAGGUUCGAGUUCUGAUCUCAGAUCUUCUUCUUACUUUGGAUGAAAAAAUUCAUGUGAUAUCGACUGCAUCGGAAGCUCUUGCCAAGCACCAGGUCCGGAUUGAUGAUGCCUACAGUGCCACAACCCGUGAAAUCGAUUCUGUUCUCCGCGAUGGAAAUCCGGCCCACUGGGCAUAUGGCAACUCAAUCCUUGAGAGUUCUUUUAACCUUGGGGCAGGAGCAAACGAAAAUAUGUCAACGGGGUACCCUGUUGACCCAGACUCUAUCAUCGGGACCUCAAGGGCUGAUGGCCGUAGAGAAGGAGCAUCUCGACGUUAUGCUCACGCCCCAGAACAGUUAGAGCCCAAAACGAUAAACCAAACCGAACCCACAACUCUUAUCUACGAGAAUUCGCCAAUUAUCCCCGCAGCCAAACGCCGCAAAGGGGCCACUCAUGGCAAUCAGUUGAAUAAAACGCUUGCACCAGAGCGAAGUGCAGCCCAGGCUCGAAGUGGGGCAUAUUCCAACUCCCACAUCCUUCAAAGCACCAAGACGCAGCCUAUUGCGAAAGUACAUGGGUCCCAAAGUUCCACAAGCAAUCAAAAACAACCGACGUCAAGGAAAAGAAUGCCCGCCCCGCCAGUUGCAACUCUUCUGUCUCCCACAAAACACAAUUUUACAGAUUCCCGUGCCAUGGGGGCGCCACCCCAGUCAUCAGAGAACUUCAUUAUAGCGGAGCUUGAUGGUGGGAAGAAAGAUAUGGGUCAUAGAAACCCUCGCUCCAAACCUCACUUAACGAAACCAGACGCGCCGAGGGCGGUUCCAAAGAUUGAUAACCACGUUAAGCAGGAAGAGAAAAUAUUAUCUUUCGAACCGAAACCAGCAACAAUCCCAAAGCCACCGCAAGAUAAGUCGUUGCAAUCGGAGAAUGAGGCGAUGGUCAGUUCCGACAAAGAAACCUCCAAUCAGAAGUUGGAUUCAACGGCUCUUCAAGGGACCCCCGCAAAUACAACUAAAGAUAUAGCUAAAAAUGACCAGAAUGUAACGUUAGGCGAUGAAGGGCCAGCAGCUGUCGAGAAAUUUCCAAGAGACAUAGAUGUCGCAGAAAAGGUAAGCGGCCGAAGUGCUAUCGCGUCAGUUGUAAAGUCAGCGCCUAAACCUUCGAUGGUUCUUGACAUCGUUAAGAGCUCUCAGGUGGGCCCCCCUAAGGUCUUACCGCAUAGGCUAUUUAAAUCCAGUAACGACCCAUCGGUACAAAUGGAUGAUAAAUCGAUUCUAAACAACGCCCGGGGUGAUAAUGGUAAUAAUGCUGGUGGUAAUGGUAAUAACGACGAUAACAAUAACGAUGAUGAUGAUAAUAACGAUGAUGAUGACGAUGAAGGCGAAGGCGAUGACGAUGAAGGGGAUGUUGAUGCCGAUGAAAUGCGAUAUUGCUACUGCAAUCAAAUUUCCUAUGGCAAAAUGGUGGCCUGUGAUGGCCCUGGUUGUCAAAGGGAGUGGUUUCACCUACCAUGUGUCGGGCUCUCACAUAUGCCAAGUUCAAAGGAUAAAUGGUAUUGUAGGGAAUGCCGAACUGCUAUCCAGAACACCCCAAAGGCUAGCAAGGCCGGCCAGCACCGGGUCUAG